Molecule: messenger RNA, 1326 nt
Organism: Cloeon dipterum
Lineage: Eukaryota; Metazoa; Arthropoda; Insecta; Ephemeroptera; Baetidae
Exons: 5
Coding region: 190-1203 (337 amino acids)
Source: RefSeq, a predicted model, not a curated record
GUAAACAAACACAACGGCGCCAAAACAGAUCCGACCUGCCGUUUCCAAGAUUUUCUUGACUCCUGCCUCUUUUUUGCUCUCUCUACCACUCACCCUUCCAGAGAAAGACUAAACUCAAUGCUUUUUGCAUCAAAUUGGCCAGAACUCUUUUUUACCGAUGACCUCGUGAGUACGUUUUUGUCAUAAAUCAUGAGCAAACGACAAAACAAGUCAACAUUGGACGAGAGCCAGACGUCCCCUCGCAGUGGAAACAAUAAAGAGAACAAGAAAAGCCGUCCCAAGAAACCAAAAGAUGCUGAUAAUUUGGAAGCGCUUCGAGCAUUCAUGUCCCGGAACGGCAAACUCUACUCCGUCUCCCGACUGUUUCACGUGGAUUUUAGCGAGGUGUCCAUCAAGAGGUACAAGAAGAUCAUCAGGGAGCGAGUCAAGGGCGUGCUGAUCUCCAAAACGGGCACCGACUACAAAGUGGAAGCGACCUUCGAGGUGCAACCAGAGCUUGGAGAGACGAGUCACGACCACAGUUCGGUAUUCAUCCAGGUGUCUGUGAUUCCUCCAAGCCAAGACGAGGACGGCGAUGAUGAAUACCUCGCGGAAAAUGCCAAAACCAUGUACUCGGGCUAUCUGACCUGCAGAGGCCGCGACAAGGCAUACGCCUCGGUCUCGCAGCUGCCUCUUCUUCUCGCUUUUGCACGAACGGUGACCCUAUCCGCUUGCAUCAAUUCAACACUGCAGGUUCUGUUUGACUGCAUUAUCCGGCCCUUGGAGCUGUCCACCCAGGAGAUGGAACUGCUCUUUACGCAAUGCUUAGCCGCCACCACCAGAGAUGAUUCUAAAAUCGCUCUCGGCCUCAAUUUCCCGUGUUUCAAGAAGGACGAUGUGAUUGAGCUUGCACUGAGUUCAGAAAACUUUCCGCAUCUGAAAAAAUUAGUGAAAACUAGGCAGCAAUCUAGCGACAUGGCAGUUUCAAAAAAGCUGUUUGACAAGCUCUACCAGUCGCUGAACACGAACCUCAGCAUGGAUUUGCAGUCCUGUACCCUAAUCAAGUUCCAGCUGAGUAACAUUGUAUUGCACAACUCAGGCAAGUUUCUUGUUUCGUCGACUGCUGUUAUGGCAACGUUUUUAAAAAGUCUUUGCCACAUAUGUCUGCAAAAGGAAAUCCGACUGUUGCGUGACAUUACCGACAUUGUUAUUGGUGAGGACUGAUUUGGCGUGUGCUUCAUCAACAAAUUUUACUUGACGUCUUAUAUUUGUGAGUCAAUUUUUUUUAAUUUGUUGAUUUCAACACCAAAAUACUAUGAGAUUGAUUUUUAUAAAAGCGAUCCAAAA